Gossypium arboreum is the source of this 501-nucleotide messenger RNA. RefSeq lists its product as uncharacterized. NCBI's taxonomy places the organism in Eukaryota, Viridiplantae, Streptophyta, Magnoliopsida, Malvales, Malvaceae. The record is from RefSeq and is a predicted model, not a curated record. The transcript is spliced from 2 exons. Bases 1 to 501 code for a protein of 166 amino acids.
AUGUUUGCUCGUCUCAGCCUAUUUGAUGAUGGUAGAUUGUUAGCUGAGCUUCAAGUGAGACCAACCUGGAAUGAUCAAAUUAAGGAGAAACAGUUGUUGGAUGAGUCAUUGGUUCCUCAUUUCGGAUUAGUUGAGAAUGGAGAGACUGUGGAUUUUAGUCUAAAUAGUGAGGGAGUACUAUGUUUCCGUGGGAGAGUUUGUGUACCGAGGGAUUCUGAUUUGAAGCAAUCUAUACUGCAAGAAGUGCAUAGGCUUAGGCGCGAGGUUCCUGAUUUCGUGGGUAAGUGCUUGACAUGCCAGAAAGUUAAAGUUGAGCAUCAACUGCCUUCUAGGUUACUGCAGCCAGUAAAGAUUCCACUCUGGAAGUGGGUGAGGGCAACCAUGGAUUUUGUAAGUGGGCUAGCCUUAACGCCGACUAAUAAGGAUUCAGAACUGGUUAUUGCAGACCAAUUGACUAAAUCUGCCCACUUUAUACCAGUCCACACUGAUUAUUCAUUGUAG